Aptenodytes forsteri (emperor penguin) is the source of this 284-nucleotide messenger RNA. RefSeq names its product ribosomal protein S21 (gene RPS21). Gene Ontology annotation, cellular component: ribosome; cytosolic small ribosomal subunit. Lineage: Eukaryota; Metazoa; Chordata; Aves; Sphenisciformes; Spheniscidae. The transcript is spliced from 5 exons. Bases 1 to 231 code for a protein of 76 amino acids. Gene Ontology annotation, biological process: endonucleolytic cleavage in ITS1 to separate SSU-rRNA from 5.8S rRNA and LSU-rRNA from tricistronic rRNA transcript (SSU-rRNA, 5.8S rRNA, LSU-rRNA); translation; endonucleolytic cleavage to generate mature 3'-end of SSU-rRNA from (SSU-rRNA, 5.8S rRNA, LSU-rRNA). The record is from RefSeq and is a predicted model, not a curated record. Gene Ontology annotation, molecular function: structural constituent of ribosome.
AUGGACACGUAUGCCAAGCCUGGGGGAUGCUCUGCUAGCAACCGAAUAAUUGGUGCUAAGGAUCAUGCUUCUAUUCAGAUAAAUAUUUCUGAGGUUGACAAGGUAACAGGCAGAGUAAAUGGCCAGUUCAAAACGUAUGCCAUUUGUGGAGCAAUUCGUAGAAUGGGUGAAUCAGAUGACUCCAUUCUGCGUCUGGCAAAAAAUGAUGGAAUUGUUUCCAAGAACUUCUAACUGAAGAAACUCUGGUAUGGAACAUCUGAUGUAAAAUAAACAAUUCGAACCUA